CUUACAACACUGUUUUACAUGCGGCAUCUCCUUAAUACAUUUUGAUAUUAAAAUUAAAUAAACAGGGCCAUGAGGGCUGUUAUACAAAGAGUUAAGGCCGCCAAGGUGACGGUGCUGGAUGAUCUGAUCUCCUCCAUCGGACCUGGUUUGUGUGUUCUGGUGGGAAUUAAGGCUAGCGACACCCUCACCGAUGUGGAUUAUCUGGUCCGGAAAAUUUUGGCCCUGCGUUUGUUUGAAGAAAAUGAAAAGAGAUGGCAAAAGUCCGUCAAAGACCUAAACCUGGAGAUUCUAUGUGUGUCCCAGUUUACAUUAUACCACCGACUCAAGGGUAAUAAACCAGAUUUCUCGGCAGCCAUGAAAGGUGAAGAGGCCCAGCAACUGUACAAUCAAUUCCUGGAACGCCUGGGUAAAUCCUACGACCCCAUCAAGAUAAAAGAUGGAAAAUUUGGAGCGUACAUGCAGGUGCAUAUAGAAAACGACGGACCCGUGACCAUAAAUUUGGAAUCUCCUGACCAAAAUCAGGGCGAUGAAGGAGUGGAAAAGUGAUUUGUACGAUUUAUAA
Messenger RNA from Drosophila bipectinata, 562 nucleotides. RefSeq names its product D-aminoacyl-tRNA deacylase (gene Dtd). The record is from RefSeq and is a predicted model, not a curated record. Lineage: Eukaryota; Metazoa; Arthropoda; Insecta; Diptera; Drosophilidae. Gene Ontology annotation, molecular function: D-tyrosyl-tRNA(Tyr) deacylase activity. Gene Ontology annotation, biological process: tRNA metabolic process. Gene Ontology annotation, cellular component: cytoplasm.